Messenger RNA from Varanus komodoensis (Komodo dragon), 382 nucleotides. It is a transcript of the gene SMIM7, whose product is annotated as small integral membrane protein 7. The record is from RefSeq and is a predicted model, not a curated record. The coding region runs from base 44 to 268 and encodes 74 amino acids. NCBI's taxonomy places the organism in Eukaryota, Metazoa, Chordata, Lepidosauria, Squamata, Varanidae. The transcript has 5 exons.
CGCGCGUCAUUUCCGCUUGGGGCCGGAAGCGGGAAGUGGCAGGAUGUUGGGCGACUUGCUGCUCUUUGGGACGCUGCUGGUCAACGCGGGGGCGGUGCUGAACUUCCGGCUAAAGAAGGAGAGUCACGGCUUUGGCCCGGAGGCGAGAGGACCGUCCACAGGCGACAACAUCCGGGAAUUCCUGCUGAGCCUCCGCUACUUCCGCAUCUUCAUCGCCCUCUGGAACAUCUUCAUGAUGUUCUGCAUGAUCGUGCUCUUCGGCUCCUGAGCGACCCGAGGCGACGCUUCCAGCCGGAAAUCGCCGCCUACGAUGCAGGAAAAUUUCAUUUCCCGUGUUCCGUUUUCUUGUUUUUAUGAGCAUUAAAGGAAGAUUUCCACCUCU